This is a messenger RNA of Eurytemora carolleeae, 548 nucleotides long. RefSeq lists its product as uncharacterized. The record is from RefSeq and is a predicted model, not a curated record. Lineage: Eukaryota; Metazoa; Arthropoda; Copepoda; Calanoida; Temoridae. The coding region runs from base 47 to 535 and encodes 162 amino acids. The transcript is spliced from 4 exons.
UACUUAAAUUUUAUUUUUGAUAGAUGAAAGACACAAAACCUCUACAAUGGAAGAAAAAAGAUGGAGACAAAGAUUUGAAGAGUUUAAAAAUAAACAGAUGUAUCCAAGACGGGCUGUACUGAACCAGAACUCAAACAUAGAGAAAUAUAAGACUGCGACCAAUUCUAUUAAACGUAUUGGGUUUCCUGGGACUAGGAAAGAUACAAGUUUAGAAAAAUUUCCCUCGGAGACAAAUGAAGGAUAUAGAUUUCAAGAAAAGCCGAGUUUAAGUCCUGGGCUCCCCCCUUCAACUUUUCUCAUCAGCAAUCUACUCAGUUCGGACCCAUUAGUGAAUGUUUAUGAUAUAAACCCCAGUGUGAAGAGACCGACCUUUAAUUCAAGUGAAAACAGAAGAAGAGGCUCUCACGAUCAUAAACCACAAAGACGAAGACAAGUUUCUAAUUAUCAAUUGUUUUCAAGGCCCGGGCCCCCUUAUCCAGGACCUAACCCUAAAAAUACUAAGUUACCUCUAGAUAAAACUAUAAUAAUUCCUUAAAUAUAUUUUCCUG